GGUAUCUGUUUGACAAAGUUUUGUCUGAAAUGCAAAGAGGGAAUUGCUGGAGGAUGGACCUCGAUCAAGUCCUUCCUCAACGAUUUAUGCCAAUUUCUUCGUAAAUACAAGACCUCAAUGCAAACCGCUUUAUUGCUUCUUUUCAUCUUUUUCUUUGUGACACUUUACAAGAUCCAAUACAAAACAGGUAUCGAGAUCAUUCCCUUUCUGCCAAUUGAUGUCAGUGGAUUUGAUCAAUACAAUGAGAAUCUUUUGGUCGAUAUCGAUGUCUCAGAGUCGGCGUUGAGCCAGCAAAAGAAAGGAUUUCUUUUCUGUUGGGUGAUGACCGCUCCGAUUCAUCACACAUCAAGAGUGAAAGCCGUCAAUUCAACCUGGUUACCCAAAUGUGAUGCUGGUCAUUUUUACACUACAAUGGGCAUCAUCUCUCGCAAAAAAUUCCUUUUCAUACAAUAUUCAAUGCUUUACCCGAUAGUUACUUUAAAUUAUUUUGGAAAACACGUUUGGCUCUUCUUUAUUCAUAUAAACAUGUAUCAAAAGAAUUUGAUUGGUAUUUUAAAGGUGAUGAUGAUACUUAUGUCGUUGUGGAUACUU
Molecule: messenger RNA, 591 nt
Organism: Mesorhabditis belari
Lineage: Eukaryota; Metazoa; Nematoda; Chromadorea; Rhabditida; Rhabditidae
Source: the annotation of a GenBank genome assembly